UUCAACACCAGUACUGUUUUGUAUUUGGUGAAGGAAGUACCAUCCUGCAAUCCACUACAGCAAAUAUGAAAGCAGUUUUAAUAGUUGUGCUGCUUUAUCAGAUAAAUCGCAUAGUGUCGAUGAACUGUGAUGUGGAACCAAAGAAUACUGAAGCUGUGCUAAGGAAAAAACUUCUCUGUAAUAAAUAUGACAAAUCGGAACGCCCGGUGAAAAGUCACACCGAUGCUGUCAUCGUUAACCUGCAUAUGGUUUUGCAAAAUUUCAACUUUGUCGAUAGUCUUCAAAAAUUGUAUAUAAAUGUUUGGCUGUUGCUCACAUGGAAGGAUGAAUUUCUGAAUUGGAAUCCAAUGGAGUACGCCGAAAUAAAGGAACUUGUGAUUGAUUCCGAGGAUAUUUGGUUACCUGAUAUGAUGCCAUAUUCGGCGUAUUACAGUAAUAAUUUGGAUGCAUCCUGUACCACCCCAAAGUGUCUUCUAGCCAGCAGUGGACUGGUGAAAUGCGUUCCAGCCUGCGAAUACCACAGCCUGUGCCGUUCGGAUUAUUCCAAUUGGCCGUUCGAUCGACAGAACUGUACGCUACGAUUCGGAAUGUGGGCGGAACAUUCGAACGAGGUGGAUUUCAUAGCGAAUGGAACGUCUCUUGGCUCGGAAGACACCAACAGUCACAACGAAUGGAAUAUCGUAUCCACUGCAGUACAGAAACAUGAAUCACCACUGGCGGAUAGCAGCAACACUUAUCCAUCGGUGAUUUUCAACUACAUCUUGGAGCGGCAUUCCGGAUCGCACUGUGCGAUCAUACUGACACCAGCGUUCAUAAUGGUGGCAAUCAACAUAAUAUCCUUGUGGCUAAACUGCUGCUCCCUGGAAAGAUUGGUUAUGCUUGGAUCCAACGUCAUCAUUCACUUUCUAUUCAUCGAAAACCUGUACUGGCAGGUUCCGUUCAACGGAUCAACUACCCCAUCGUUUCUGACCUUCUUCCGGGAUUCAUUGGUGAUCACUGCUUCUCUCCUAGUAUUGACAGUAUUUAUCAAACACAUUUACCUGAGUGAUUCGGAAGCACCGGUAGCUGUGAGUGGAAUCAUUAACACCCUAACAGGGAACCAACUGGGACAGAAACUGUUUGGAACAAAUCUCGAUCAAGAUAACGCAAGAAUUGGAGCAUUUAACGAGAGUACAGCAGGAGAAAACUCUGCCGAUACUGUUAUUCUAGUUGGCGAAAACCUUCCGGAACCGAAAAAGACCGCCGGCAAAAGCGGAACCUACAAAUCACUUGCUCUUAUGAUAGAUAGGAUUCUUUACAUUGGUAUUACUGUAACAUAUGUUCUAUUUUUAGUAUCUCUGAUUCCGAAAAGAUCGUAGAAUAUUU
Topomyia yanbarensis is the source of this 1365-nucleotide messenger RNA. Its product is annotated as neuronal acetylcholine receptor subunit beta-3-like. Gene Ontology annotation, molecular function: transmembrane signaling receptor activity; extracellular ligand-gated monoatomic ion channel activity; neurotransmitter receptor activity. The transcript is spliced from 6 exons. Lineage: Eukaryota; Metazoa; Arthropoda; Insecta; Diptera; Culicidae. The record is from RefSeq and is a predicted model, not a curated record. Gene Ontology annotation, biological process: monoatomic ion transmembrane transport; signal transduction; regulation of membrane potential. The coding region runs from base 66 to 1358 and encodes 430 amino acids. Gene Ontology annotation, cellular component: neuron projection; membrane; synapse.